Messenger RNA from Bipolaris oryzae ATCC 44560, 1770 nucleotides. RefSeq lists its product as uncharacterized. The transcript is spliced from 4 exons. Lineage: Eukaryota; Fungi; Ascomycota; Dothideomycetes; Pleosporales; Pleosporaceae. Bases 1 to 1770 code for a protein of 589 amino acids. The record is from RefSeq and is a predicted model, not a curated record.
AUGGCAAAGCAAUAUCUAUCUCGCUCAGACGAAGAGAUCCGAGACGAGAUGGACAAAGGAGGGCUGAUCUACCGUGCUGGGUGGCCAACUCUACCCCUUAUACCUGUCGAGAUUGUUCGCGAAGGCGCUAGAGCGGCAAUUCCAGAUUCCAUGGAGAGAAUAGAAGAGGCAGAUACCAUCCUACAGGCUCAAGAUAUCUGGAACGGAAUACAUGGCUUCGUUUACAGGGUUCCUCUCGAUGCACCAGAAGACGAGGAGGAUCUUUCACCGUAUCUAACCUUUCUUUGCACCUUUAACAUAUCGGUAUUCAAGCAGUACGAAGCUAGGAAAAAUGUCCAAAUCGAGGUCAUUGAUAGCCGCGUCAUAUACUGUCUUUAUACUUUCCCUAUUGGCCGCAAUAGAGAAGAAAUUGUUGAGAGGUGGGAAGGAGUUGUGGCGCCAAUUGUGUUGGAUCUGUUGAAAGAGCACGAGUGGCUCUCCUUGGAAAUGGUACGCCGUGGUUUCAGCGACAUUCCUGAGGAAUGUCCCCCGACCAUCGUGAUCACAACACCGACUGCGCGCAACCCGAAGUGGACUAGGACCAUAAAGCCGGCAAUAUCAGCUGCUAUCGCGAAUAUCGCCCCUGACUUUGAAGUCGAAAUUCUCUGUGGCAAGUCACUUCUGGGUAGCAGAAAGAAGUACAAGUCUUCGAUCCACGUCAAUGGCACAUCGUACGAGAAGCGCGUGUUUAUGGGCUCUUCUAUUGGCAUUUCCGGUGACCCAUCUAGUUGCAGCACUCUGGGAGGAUCUGUGAUCCUUGAGGGCGGCGUUAGGUGCGGUAUUACCAACUGGCACUGUGUAAGGGACAAUCGACUUGAUAAAAUUAUCUCAGAAACAAUGGAAAAAGCUCUGAGUGUCGAUAACAAGACACUGAUGAACGCUCCUCAACCUGUCCUAUCUCCCUCGACAUAUGACCAUGAGCGCCGCCAAGCCUACCUUCAGCAAUUGAUCCAAAGAUAUACAGCUUAUGCUGCCAAGGGACAAGAGGUUUACAAAACUCUCAAGAAAGAAAACGAAGAGGCAUUAAUAAAUGUGGAACGUGCGAGCCGCAACCUUGGUCAUGUCUACGCAGGUUCGGGUCACAGGACUAUUGCAGCCAACAAGUAUGCUCUGGACGCCAGGGCAGAGCAACCCAAGGAGAGGACGAUUCUUCAAUUUCAAGAUCAAUGGAUUCUAGACUGGGCUUUGAUACGCAUCGAUGACAUCAAGCUACGCGAGGUCGGUGAUAUGUUACCUCCGACCUUGUCCCCAAGGGCAUCACCGCUGGUUCCGUAUCAUUGGUGCAAUAAAUGGUCAACCUUCGAUGCCAACCGAAAGACUAUUGACGUUGCCAAGUAUGGAAGCACAACAGGUAUAACUUUUGGAACCAUCAAUCCUGCCAUUGUCUACAUCAACCCCAAGUCGGAUGCGCAGCUCUCUGCAGUCAAUGGAUUUACGGAACAGACGCCUGCAUCAUGCUUUGCAGUAGUUAUGGAGGACGGAAAAUAUCCACCAUUCUUCGAACCUGGGGACUCUGGCAGCGUAGUAUUGCAUAGGAAGUCUGGGACACAGCUAGGACUGCUCUUUGGGAUGACUAGUUGCGACAACGCCUUGUUCAUCCCUAUGGACCUUGUGUUCCAGGACAUCGAAAGGAUUACCGGAAAAAGAACUGGAAACUGUGAGGUUGCCCAAAUCCAGAUCACGUAUCCGCCCGGUGGUGUAGUUGAAAAAGCUUUCAUGGUCAGCGCGUGA